Messenger RNA from Conger conger (European conger), 576 nucleotides. RefSeq names its product galactose-binding lectin l-1-like. Gene Ontology annotation, molecular function: carbohydrate binding; laminin binding. The record is from RefSeq and is a predicted model, not a curated record. The transcript is spliced from 4 exons. The coding region runs from base 1 to 576 and encodes 191 amino acids. Lineage: Eukaryota; Metazoa; Chordata; Actinopteri; Anguilliformes; Congridae.
AUGGCCGCUGGACCUCAGAUGGACGCGGGACCUCAGACAGAUGUGAGACCUCGGACAGCCGUGGGACCUGAGAGGGAUGCGGGACCUCAGAUGCUCAUGGAGAUUGAGGAGACGGUGGCCUUGGCUCUUCAAACGGACGGUGGCCUUGAGUUUUUGAUGGUGAACAACAUGACCCUCCAUAAUGGAAUGGAACUGAAGGCCACAGGUCUCAUCAGACCCCACGCACGUGGUUUCUCCAUCAAUGUGGGCCACUCCGAGGCAGACAUUGCUCUGCACUUUAACCCACGCUUCAACGUGCAUGGAGGUACACGUGACAUCAUCAUCCUGAACUCAAAGCAUGGCCAUUCCUGGAAUGAAGAGCAGAGAGAUGGAAACUUUCCCUUCGAACAAGGACAGGAGUUUGAGGUAACCAUUGUGCUCAACUUUGACACUUUUGACAUCCAUCUGUCAAAUGGCCACAAGAUUCAGUUUCCAAACCGUUUUGGUGCCAAGAAAUUCAAAUGCAUAUUUUUUAGGGGAGAUGCCAUUAUACAAGACAUAAGUGUGAAACCAUCGUCAAGACCUACCAAGAGAUAA